AUGACACUCCUCUUCGCAACACUAUCGCUGCUUUCCGCACAGCCGGUCAACGCCAUUGGCAUCUCCUCAGAACGCGCGCCCGGGGCCGAUCCUGGCACCCUGCCUUGUUUGGACAGACGCACCCUGUUUGGGAUCACCUGGGGCUGUUUCUCGACGUUGUUUGCAUGCGUAUGGGUCUCCGCGCACCCUAAUGUGCCGCCUCCAGCGCGUGAGCCGCCCGGAAAGCACGCAUCGCUUUGGGAGCACAUCAAGUGGUACGCUGUGGGGCAGACAACGGGUCUACGGAGGCGGCUGGGCCUUGUACUCACUGCGUUCAUCGCACCAGAGCUUAUCGUGGGAUUUGCAGGGCGCCAGCUGGAGACUGCAAUGUACUUUUCGAAAAGAUAUGGGAUUUCGAUAACACACGGAUUCUUUAUCUCGAUGGGUGGCUUUGUUGAUGAGGCGCGGCAUCCUAUUGCGCAGAGCCGAGACGUGGAGGACCACUACCGAGCUAUCUGCCACGUGUCGGAGCAGGACAUUGUUGACCGCAGUCAAGGAGAUGCAUUCGCGAAGACGGUUGCGCUGCUUCAGGCGCUCUGGUUCGUGGUGCAAUGCCUGGCCCGUCUGCACCAGGGCCUUCCGCUCACAGAGCUGGAGGUGGCGACACUCGGCUUUGCGACGGUGAACGCCUUCACGUGGGAGCUCUGGUGGCACAAGCCGCUGGACGUACGUGCGCCAAUUUUCCUCCCGUCACCGGAUACGAGUGCCAGGCUGUCCCGCCCACGGGAGUGGGGCACGCACCGCCCGCUACCCGCGCCGUCGCUUGGCCAGCGCUUCAUGUGGGUUCUUGGGUACUCCUCCACACGCGACCACUUCUACGACGCGGCCGUCCCGUCCUUCUACUUCGCGUCCGACGCCGUCGGCGACGACCACGAGCGAUACACACCCAUGCUCCAAAUGCUCGUCGCACUCCUCUUUAGCGCGGUGCACUGUGCCGCGUGGAACGCCCGUUUCCUAUCGGUGGUUGAAAUGUGGCUGUGGCGAGGGGCGGCGGUGCUUUUGGGGAUCGUGCCCGUCGUGGUCCUUCUGGUGUAUGGCCAUGGCGUUGCGUGGCACUGCGAUGGCAUGCCGUAUAUCGGGAGCUCGUUGUCGCUGUACGUUAUCGGGGCGCUCAUCUAUGUCCCUGUCCGCGCUGUCCUGGUUGUGCUCCCCCUCUUGGCGUUGAGGGCGUUGCCAGACGGCGCAUACGUAGACGUAAACUGGAGUCGGUAUCUUCCGCAUGUCUUUGUUCGAAGAACUAUUAUCUUGUUGGAGCCAAAAGGUGGAGCUGGUAUGGCGGUCAAAGUGGGGAAGUAA
Mycena indigotica is the source of this 1335-nucleotide messenger RNA. RefSeq lists its product as uncharacterized. The transcript is spliced from 2 exons. The record is from RefSeq and is a predicted model, not a curated record. The coding region runs from base 1 to 1335 and encodes 444 amino acids. NCBI's taxonomy places the organism in Eukaryota, Fungi, Basidiomycota, Agaricomycetes, Agaricales, Mycenaceae.